Molecule: messenger RNA, 513 nt
Organism: Lathyrus sativus (Indian pea)
Lineage: Eukaryota; Viridiplantae; Streptophyta; Magnoliopsida; Fabales; Fabaceae
Source: the annotation of a GenBank genome assembly
AUGUUAUGGCAUCGACGCUUAACGGUGAUAAUUUCAAGUUAUGUAAAACUUGGUGAUUUACCAAUAGCCAAUGAAGUAAAAGCAGGGUAUGAUUCAAGCAGGUUGAGUGAGUCCAGUGAAAUGGCAAGUGACGGUGGUUCCAACAAGCAUGCUGAUAAAGGACCAAAGAAGAAAAAAGGGAAAGCCACUGGAAAUGCAUUAGCAAAUCAACCUGAAAGUGGUGCUAAUAACCAAGAGCAUACUUCUACCAAAUCUAAGAAAAGCCAGCGAAGGGGUAAGGAUACAUCUUCACAAACAUCAGAUUCAAAGCAAGGUUCUAGGAAAGAAUCACUUAAAAUGAAAGAGGAUAAUCUCAUUAGUCCCUCAGAAGAAUGGAUCAUGGAGAAGAUUACAGCCUUGAUUCCUGAUUUUGAAGAACAAGGUAUUGAUGAUCCUGAAACGAUUCUUAGGCCUUUGAUGAUCCUGAAACGAUUCAUAGGAAGGCAUUGUUUAAAGACAAUGCAGAAAGAAUGA